Protopolystoma xenopodis is the source of this 282-nucleotide messenger RNA. The record is from the annotation of a GenBank genome assembly. NCBI's taxonomy places the organism in Eukaryota, Metazoa, Platyhelminthes, Monogenea, Polystomatidea, Polystomatidae.
AUGGAAAAGCAGAACACUCUCACCCCAUUACAUACGCUGAUGCCUAGCAAACUAAUCCAUCUUGGAUCUGAUAUCACGCUUUCUCCACUUUCUUCAUCAUCUAAUCCGGCAAGUACUUGUCAGAGUGGUUUUGAUUCCUUUUAUUACUCCCAAGUCGGCUCUUCUUCGCUCGUUGGCUCAUGCAGUCCUUCCAUUGGACUAACUUCUGUUUUUGCCAACAACCAUCUAACUCAUACUCGGCCUUCAAGAGACUCUUCAAACAGCCUCCAAAAGGCCACAUGA